AUGCUAACGUGGCUAACAUCCUCUCUGCCUUUGACUGCUGCAGCUAACUCGUUGUCAUCCGCUUUACUUCAGUUGUUUACAUACGUAUCUGAAACAGUUUGAGUCGCUAAAGUUAUGUAGAAUAAAUUUAGAAAUAAAUAUACUUCUGAUAAAGAGGAGAUCCAAAACUAUUCGCUUUGGUUGGAUAAUGAUAGACACACAGAGGUCAUUUCAGGUUCACUUGUCACAAACUAAUAAGAGGAAACCUCAGCUCAGCGGCUUGCAGCCAUCGAAGUGAUUCAUUGGCUCGGUUUAAACUCCUGAUUGGGUUGGAAGAUGAAGAUCGCUUUGUUGGGAGCCACAGGGCAGACCGGACAGUUUCUGGUCAAACAGGCGCUGGAGCAGGGCCACACGGUCACCGCCAUCGUCAGGAACCCGGCGAAGCUCACAGUGCACCAUGACAACCUCAAGGUUGUGUCGGCUGAUAUUUUCUCGGCAGACAGCCUGAAGCCUCAUUUCAAAGACCAGGAUGUCGUCAUGUCCUGCCUCGGCUUCCCGGCUUCCGUCUUCUCCGGUGUGACGGGCUACACCAUGUCGAUGGCGGCCGUGGUCGGCGCCAUGAGAGAGGCCCGGGUCAACAGGGUCAUCACCAUGACCUCUUGGUACACAGACCCUAACUCUGGAACCCAGUCUCCGUUCCUGAUCCGGUUCCUUCUCCUGCCGAUGAUCCGCAGCGUCCUCAGCAACAUGUACGAGAUGGAGCGCUUCCUGCAGAAAACCGAGGACAUCAACUGGACCGUGGUUCGGCCGCCCGGCCUCAAGAACCUGGGAGCCUCAGCUCAGGAGUUUCUGACCCACGAGGGAUACUUUGUGCCUGACAGCAGCGGUCAGGUGGGAAGAGGAGACGUGGCUCGCUUCAUGCUGUCCCUGCUGAACAGCAACGCCUGGGUCAAGAAGGGCGUCGCAUUCACCACCAAAUAAACAAGAGACGUUUUCUGGUUUUGCUGCACUACAAAAACAAAAUCUUCCCAAGUAUUUUGGUCUAGUUUUUAGUGCAAAUGUUUUAGUUCACUUGAAAUAAAAACUAACUCAUAAGCUAGGUUGUUUAGAGUCAACAACUCCUACAUAUGGCUGAAAAAGUUUUAGUUUUUCUCCUAUAAUGUUGGGACAGUUGCAUAAGUUAUGGAAAUAUUUACUUAAAACAAUAACUUCGCUGAGAAGUUAUUGUAAUUUAUCUCAAGUGUAGUAAGAUAUUUUCAGUAGAAACUAAGAAAAUUACUUGGUGAAAUGUUGUGCUUUACAUUAACCAAAGCUUAAAUGAAGAGGCGUCCUCACUGUGCCUGCUCUUAUUACUAAAAAUAAAUGUCAUAUGUUGUGUUCCAGUUGAAAUGCAUCAUAAAAGUCCAGUUUUGUCUGCGCUCUUGAAUUUAUCCGUCUAAAUGACCAAAAGAAGAAUUAAUUCACUGGGCUUUAAAAUAUUUCUGAUUCAGUUUAUAGGCGGUUAUCACCAUUUAGUCACUACUCUUACGGUACUAAAGGGCAAAAAUGAUUGAUAGGAUCAUUUUUCCAGACAUAUGAAUAUUUAAUAAGUCUGUAAACACGUUUCCCUAAUAAAACUAUCAGCUUUACUUAAUCUGAGAUUUGAGUUAAAGUUGUAUUUAGAAAGGUUUAGAAAAUCUGCAGCGUUUUUGGAUGAACUCUGUUAAAAAAAUAUUCUUACGGUGGAUAAAACAUUACAGUUAUUAUCUUGAUGAAUGCCUUCAUUUACUCUGAUGUGUUUUUAUACUCUUAAAAUCUUUUGGCAUGAAAGUCCAGAAAUAUGAGAAUCCAGAAGAGCUACAAUCCAUGAAACAAAAAAAAAAAAAAAGCAGCCUUAAUUGAAUUAGGAAAAUAUAAGAUUUUUCUUGUGUAAUUUUUGAAAUGUAAAUUAUA
Poeciliopsis prolifica (blackstripe livebearer) is the source of this 1911-nucleotide messenger RNA. RefSeq names its product flavin reductase (NADPH)-like. Bases 316 to 960 code for a protein of 214 amino acids. The record is from RefSeq and is a predicted model, not a curated record. The transcript is spliced from 5 exons. Lineage: Eukaryota; Metazoa; Chordata; Actinopteri; Cyprinodontiformes; Poeciliidae.